AUGCCUUGGAUGACAACCACACUGUCACCGGUGACAGCCACACUGCCACAGGUGACGACCACACUGCCACAGGUGACGACCACACCGCCACAGGUGACAACCACGCCACAGGUGACAACCACACUGCCUCGGGGGACAAACACGCCACAGGUGACAACCGCACUGCCACAGGUGACAACCGCACCGCAGUGUUCACAGCUGGCACCCCCAGCAAACGGUGCCAUGACUGGCUCCAACUCCUACGGAGACGUGGUCACCUUCUCCUGUAACCAAGGAUACAAGCUGGUCGGCGCUUCUACACGUACCUGUCAGUCUGGCGGGACUUGGAGCGGAAGAUCACCAACAUGCAGUGCUGUACAAUGCCCGACACUGAAACCUUCAGUCAAUGUCAUCAUGAGAGGGACCAAGUCCUACAAGGAAUUGACGUACUUCAGCUGCAACCGUGGGUACAAACUUGUUGGUGCGGAAAGCAUCAGGUGCCAGGCAGACGGUACAUGGAGUGACAGGGUCCCUACUUGCCAAGCUGUAAGAUGUACCAAGCUGCAACCCCCAGCAAACGGUGCCAUGACUGGCUCCAACUCCUACAAAGACGUGGUCACCUUCACCUGUAACCCAGGCUACAAGCUGGUCGGUACUUCUACACGUACCUGUCAGUCUGACGGCACUUGGAGUGGAGGUUCACCAACAUGUACAGCUGUGCAAUGCCCACCACUGGUGCCUCCAGCCAAUGGCUACAUGACAGGUUCUACGGAGUACCGAGGAUCAAUGCGAUUCACCUGUGGUCACGGAUACAGCGUUGUAGGUGCGGAGACUAUCAGGUGCCUGGCAGGCGGCUCAUGGGGUGGCAGCGUUCCCACUUGCAAAGCUACAUGCAGAAAUGGCUACCAACUACUCGCUCAAACGUGCAUCCGGGUUGGACUUGAAGAAAAGGACUACGAAGACGCGCAAGCGGCCUGUAAGAGAGAGGGAGCCACGCUAGCCAUGCCGAAAACGGAGGAACUGGACGUCGCUGUGAGAAAUCUGAUCAUCGACAAGUACGGAAAGGACUCCAUGUACUGGAUUGGAUUGAAGGAAUCUGGAUUCUGGCGAUGGGAAGACGGGUCUAGCCUACAGGACAGCCAUUACAAGGGCUGGAGUCCAGGGGAGCCUGAUUCGGAUAUCAAGGCGUGGUUUUCUCACUCGGACUGUGUGCACUACUGGACCGGAUACAAUGGAGGAGAAACCAAAGUCGAGAUUGCGUCGAAUGACAGCCAGAAGGUCCCUAACACCAGCAACCCGAACGUGGGCAGAGAUGACAUUAGCAAUCUACGGCAACAGCCAGCUGAUACAGGGACGGACGACUCAGUCCCCAAAACGAAGGACUCCAACAUUACCGGCCUUAUUGACAACAGCAUGUACGUGCCUGGCGCCAUCCGACAAGCCACACUGUCAAUGGUGAGCAGCACACUGCCCCAAAUGACAACCACGUUGAACUGGAUGACAACCACACUGCCACGGGUGACAUCCACACCGGCCCAGGGAACAACUACCCUGUCACUUUUGACAACCACGAUGCCCCAGAUGACAACUACACCUCGAAAGACGACACCAGCACCGCAGUGUUUGAAGAUGCCACCCCCAGCAAACGGUGCCAUGACUGGCUCCAACUCCUACGGAGACGUGGUCACCUUCAUCUGUAACCCAGGAUACAAGCUGGUCGGUACUUCUACACGUACUUGUCAGUCUGACGGGACUUGGAGCGCAAAAUUACCAACAUGCAAAGCUACAUGCAGAGCUGGCUACCAACUAAUUGCUCAAACGUGCAUCCGGGUUGUUCUUGACAAAAAGAACUACGAAGACGCGCAAAUGGCCUGUAGGAGAGGGGGAUCCACGCUAGCCAUGCCGAAAACGGAGGAACUGGACGUCGCUCUGAGAAACCUGAUUGUCGACAAGUUCGGAAAAAACUCCGAGUACUGGAUUGGAUUGAAGGACUGUGGAUACUGGCAAUGGGAAGACGGGUCUAUGUUACAGGACAACCAUUACAAGGGAUGGAAUCCAGGAGAGCCUUCGGGUAUCCAUGCAUGGUUGCGUUCUUUAGACUGUGUACAGUACUGGUCAGGACCCACGGGCACCCCUAUGUGGGACGAUACUGGAUGCGGUAAUAACCUAAGGUACAUCUGUCAGGAUUCUUAA
Messenger RNA from Branchiostoma floridae (Florida lancelet), 2172 nucleotides. RefSeq names its product limulus clotting factor C-like. NCBI's taxonomy places the organism in Eukaryota, Metazoa, Chordata, Leptocardii, Amphioxiformes, Branchiostomatidae. Gene Ontology annotation, cellular component: external side of plasma membrane. Gene Ontology annotation, molecular function: oligosaccharide binding; sialic acid binding. The record is from RefSeq and is a predicted model, not a curated record. Gene Ontology annotation, biological process: response to cytokine; heterophilic cell-cell adhesion; leukocyte tethering or rolling. Bases 1 to 2172 code for a protein of 723 amino acids. The transcript is spliced from 10 exons.